CAUGUAAUGUGAAGACACAUUUUUCCAGAAAGCAUACAUUUAGUUUUUUAUGUUAUGAAUAGAUAUCAGAAGCCAUAUGAAAUAGGAUUGUUUGUAAUAGGAUAAUGCAAUUAUAUUUGCAAUACUGAAUUGUCAACAUGUACAAACAUGCCUGCUUUUCUAUGUUAAUGAUCAUUUUUCUAAAUACUAUAGGAUUCCCAGCACCUGGAAUAUAACCCCUUUGCUUCAAGCAAGACGUGAGUUCAUAUUUUGAGUGAACAACUGCUGUGAGCGGGACAUAACCCUGAAGUUUCAAAGCAAGUCCUCAUUCCUUUGGUGUCUUUGCUGCUAAUAAAGAAUAUGUAUAACAUCUUUGUAUACGGAACCCUUAAGAAGGGACAGCCAAAUCAUCACGUCAUGACAGAUGCUAAUCUUGGAAACGCCAUUUAUAAAGGCACUGGGAAAACCAUAGAAAAAUAUCCUCUUGUGAUUGCACAGGAAGACAAUAUUCCAUUUUUGCUCAAUUUCCCAGGAAAAGGGCAUCAUAUUGCCGGAGAGAUCUAUUCUAUUGAUGGCAAGCUGCUGAAAUUCCUUGAUGAGUUUGAAAGUUGUCCAGACAUGUACCAACGCAAUUUUGAGAGGAUUGAAAUAGUGCAGUGGGAGGACGAUUCUGAUUCACCAGAAGACAGAGCAGAAGCUAACGGCAUCAUAGAGUGUUUUAUCUACAGCACCACAACAUACCAGCCAGAGUGGCUCAAUCUACCUUGCCAUGAAUCCUAUGAUUCUUUUGGGACUCAUGGCCUGGUCUACAGUAACCGAUGAAUUAUGAUGUAGAGUCUAUAAAAGGACUUAUGAGUAGAA
Molecule: messenger RNA, 840 nt
Organism: Pelobates fuscus (common spadefoot toad)
Lineage: Eukaryota; Metazoa; Chordata; Amphibia; Anura; Pelobatidae
Gene: GGACT
Product: gamma-glutamylamine cyclotransferase
Exons: 3
Coding region: 340-801 (153 amino acids)
Cellular component (GO): cytosol
Molecular function (GO): gamma-glutamylaminecyclotransferase activity
Source: RefSeq, a predicted model, not a curated record